This is a messenger RNA of Dromaius novaehollandiae (emu), 15936 nucleotides long. RefSeq names its product protocadherin 17 (gene PCDH17). Gene Ontology annotation, molecular function: calcium ion binding. Gene Ontology annotation, biological process: homophilic cell-cell adhesion. The transcript has 4 exons. NCBI's taxonomy places the organism in Eukaryota, Metazoa, Chordata, Aves, Casuariiformes, Dromaiidae. The record is from RefSeq and is a predicted model, not a curated record. Gene Ontology annotation, cellular component: plasma membrane. Bases 2620 to 5478 code for a protein of 952 amino acids.
GGCGGCGUGAGGUGAAUAGAGUCAGUCGGCGAGAGGCGCUGGGCGAGCGCGGUGGUGCGGGGAGCCGGCAAGUGCUGCAGUGAGGAGGGACGGGGAGGAGGAGGAGGAAGGGGGGAGGUGGAGAGACGCGGCUCCAACUGUUGAAUUUUCGCUGAAUCUCCACUUACCUGCGGGCGGCUCGCGAGAUGGAUUUGCUUUAUCGGAGACUGGCGUUUCUUUUGCACGCUGCCUGGCUAAGACUGGCGACCGUCUGUUUGAAAGGGGCCACCCAUCAAUGAGGCAGAAAGAAGAAUUUUUAAAGCCCCUCUUGCACAGAUUGCAGAAUUAACUAUGUACUUUGGGUCUGGACUCAAAGGAGAAAAAACAGUGCAGAACUGAGACUCGGAACUAGCUAUGUAUUGGGAACCUAUGAUUUUUUUUUCUUUUAAUAUGAAAGAUCUUUGAUUAUUUCACACAUAGCACUGAGGAAAGGUGGUUAAAAACACUCAGCAAAGCAGGAGACAGACGCGCCUCUGUGCCAGUGAGUGGAUAACAGCCUUGUUUUCCUGAUCCUCAGUCUCCCGGAGAAAGAGGUAUAGUAAAAGUGCAGCUGAAUCUGACACCCCCCUCUCCCAUUCUUUUUCCCUCCUUCUAAAACAUUAAAUCUGAUAUUUUUUUCUGUCUAUAGAGUGAGUCAGAAAAGCGUUAGGAAGAAGCUGCAACUAAUGUCUGUGAAGGGAGGAACAUGAGGCGGUAGUGAAUGUGAUUUGUUCUGCUGGAUCUGACUCAUCUAGCAGAUUGAAACACCUGCAUUUCUGGAUGUGUCAUUCAUUUAUUUCUGGCUGUUAAAAGAACCUGAAAAAAAAAUUAGUUCCCUCUCCUCAAUAUUUACCUAUACCUCAUAUUACUGGGAAAGGUAGAUCGUAGCAGGGCUGGCGUUGCCGCUGGUCUUCACCACCCUAACUCCCCCCCCCUCCCCCCCCGUACACACACACAUAAACCAAUAUGUCCAGAGAGACUGCUAAAGCUUAGAGGGACUGCUAAAAUGCGUUAUGCCAACCACGGAACUGCAUAGGUUUCAAUAGAAGCGAAUUAGUCGAUUAAAAGAUCUGCCACUUUAUUCAUCACCAAGAUUGUUUUUCCUCUUCCUCUCCCCUCCCUUAGAUGAAGAGGACUAGGAGGCAGUGUCAUUGGAAGGAGAUGCUGAAUAGAAAGAAAAGAGAGGCACUUGACAGCGCAGCCCUGUGAAUGCAGAGACUGUUUCCCUUUUAGCGAGAGACUAAGAGAGAGUGUGUAGUGGCUUUUUUCUUUCUUUCUUCCUUUCUUUCUCCCCCUUCCCGCUCUCUGGCUUUUUUUUUUUUAAAUCCGUGCGUCCAGCCAUGGGUUGCCUGUUGAUUUCCUCUCGACUGGAGAGAGAAGCAAACUGGAAUUAAACUGCAUUGAGAAAAGUGCAGCUCCUCAGACACACACACGCAUAGAUACACAGAGAGAAAGGAUGUGGUGGUGGCGGCGGCUACUGGCCUGUCUUAAAGAAACCCAAGUGUGCAUCUGAGCACAGCCUGUGAUUUCUCUCAAAAUAUAUAUUUACUGCUAAUAAUGAUGAUCAGCUGGUGGGUUUCUUAAUUAUUUUUUCCCCCUCCACGCAGGAGUGGGAGGCUGGUAGUAGAGGGAGAGAAAGGAAACUACAAAUCCGGACACUAUUUUUUUUUUCCCCGUUUUGUGUUUUCCCUCCUACACUGCAAUUCCCAUUCCCUCGUCUUCUGAUUCGGGAAGGAAAGAGUGAGUACAUACGAGACAGGGGAGAAAUACCGAUGGCAGCGAGAUGCAGUUCGCUGCCGCAAGCAAUGCAAGAUUAGAUCUCUAAAUGCAGCAAAACACUCCCUGAAAACCAACAACCCCGCGGUGCAAUCAGACAUUUCACUGCCUCUCACUGCACACGAAGAGGGCUUCAACAACAAGCUGAGACUUUCUUCUCCUUCCGUCUCCCUCCUGCUCCCCCCCCCCCACACUCCACUCCAUCAAUCGCAUCACAAGCGAUGAGUAGCAAAUAAGCUUUUUCCCCCUGCUUACAGCCCUGUGGCCACCCCUUUUUCCCAUGUAUAUAUAAAUACAUCUAUUAAAAAAAAUCUUUUUGACCGUUUUUAGAGAAACAACCACCGUCGCCGAUAUUUUUAUUAUUAUUUUUAUUGUCCUUUGUACAUCGGAGAUUCAAGCAUCGGGAACGCUUCGCCUCCCCGGAGGACAAGAUCUUUUUGCAAUUUUUCUGGUUUUUGAACUCCUCCUCCUCCUCCUCCUCCUCCCACUGCUGAAGUUGGACAGCCGAAGUAACUGCGAAGGGAUCGUAAGCAUGGCAAAGCGCUUGCUGAAACGCUGCUGAAGCUGCUUCCCCCCCUCCCCCCCCCCCCCCCCCCCCGAGCUACAUGGUCCAUUUGCUGCCUCUCAUCCUGUGUCUGCAGAUGUUUUAGAGCAACAGGUUCAGGAACUUAAAAUAUAGGGGUUGGGAGAGAGAAGGCAAAAAAAAAAAAAAAAAAAAAAAAAGAGAGAGAGAGGAAGACGACUAAACCCAGUGCAGGAGGCAGAGAAGACGGGGGCAGCCCUGGUCGCUGCUGCAGCUGCUGCCACCCCACCCCCAGCACGGGGAUGUACCUUUCCAUUUGUUGCUUCUUCCUCUGCUGGGCUCCCGCCCUGUCGCUGAAGAACCUGAAUUACUCAGUGCCGGAGGAGCAGGGAGCGGGCACGGUCAUUGGGAACAUCGGCCGCGAUGCGCGGCUGCAGCCGGGCGCGGCGGGCAGCGGGCUGCUGCCCCCGGAGCGUGGUGGCGGCAGUGGCCCCGGCAGCCGCGGCUCCAAGUCCACCUUCCGGGUGCUGGAGAACUCGGCGCCACACCUCCUGGAUGUGGACGGCGAGAGUGGACUGCUCUACACCAAGCAGCGCAUUGACCGCGAGGCGCUGUGCCGGCGCAGUGCCAAGUGCCAGCUGUCGCUCGAGGUGUUCGCCAACGACCAGGAGAUCUGCAUGAUCAAGGUGGAGAUUCAGGACCUGAACGACAAUGCGCCGACUUUCCCCUCCGACCAGGUGGACAUGGACAUCUCGGAAAAUGCUGCGCCGGGCACACGCUUCCCCCUCACCAGCGCCCAUGAUCCAGAUGCCGGGGACAAUGGGUUGCGUACCUACCUGCUCACCCGUGACGACUACGGCCUAUUCUCCCUCGAUGUGAAGUCUCGUGGAGACGGCACAAAGUUCCCAGAGCUGGUGAUCCAGAAGCCUUUGGAUCGUGAGGAGCAGAGUCACCACACCCUGGUACUGACAGCACUGGAUGGUGGUGACCCACCGCGCUCAGGCACAGUGCAGAUCAAUGUGCGCCUCAUUGACUCCAAUGAUAACAGCCCCAUCUUUGAGGCUGCUUCCUAUGUGGUGGAGCUGCCGGAGAACGCGCCACUGGGCACUGCCGUCAUAGACCUCAAUGCCACUGAUGCCGACGAGGGCACCAACGGGGAGGUGCUCUACUCAUUUAGUGGCUACGCGCCCGAACGUGUCCGUGACCUCUUCAGCAUUGACCCGCAGAGCGGCCUUAUCCGCGUCAAGGGCAACCUGGACUAUGAGGAGAACGGCCUCAUUGAGAUUGACGUCCAGGCCCGAGACCUGGGGCCCAAUCCUAUCCCUGCACACUGCAAGGUCACCGUCCGCCUCAUCGACCGCAAUGACAAUGCACCCACCAUUGGCUUUGUCUCCGUUCGCCAGGGAGCGCUGAGCGAGGCCGCCCCGCCAGGCACUGUCAUCGCCCUGGUGCGGGUCACCGACCGUGACUCAGGCAAGAACGGGCAGCUCCAGUGCCGGGUGCUGGGCGGUGGCGGCGGGCCCGGUGCUGUCCCCUUUGCCCUGGAGGAGAACUAUGACAACUUCUACACUGUGGUCACUGACCGGCCUCUGGACCGUGAGGCACAGGACGAGUAUAACGUGACCAUCGUAGCCCGUGAUGGGGGCAGCCCCCCGCUCAACUCCACUAAGUCCUUCUCUGUCCGAAUCCUUGACGAGAAUGACAACCCACCCCGCUUCAGUAAGAACCUGUAUGUGCUGCAGGUGCCUGAAAACAAUAUCCCUGGAGAAUACCUGGGCUCUGUCUUGGCCCAGGACCCUGAUCUGGGCCAAAAUGGGACAGUCUCUUACUCCAUCCUGCCUGGGCACGUUGGUGAUGUCUCCAUCUACACCUACGUCUCUGUCAACCCCACAAAUGGUGCUAUCUAUGCCCUGAGGAGCUUCAACUAUGAGCAGACCAAGCACUUUGAGUUUCGUGUGCUGGCCAAGGACUCAGGUUCACCCCACCGCGAGAGCAAUGCCACAGUACGCGUCACUGUGCUAGAUGUCAAUGACAAUGCACCUCUCAUCGUCCUGCCUGCCCUCAUCAAUGACACCGCCGAGCUGCAGGUGCCUCGCAAUGCUGGUGUGGGCUACCCUGUGGGCACUGUCCGCGCCCUGGACAGUGACUUUGGGGAGAGCGGGCGCCUCACGUACGAGAUUGUGGAAGGCAAUGAGGAGCACCUCUUUGAGAUGGACCCAACUAGUGGUGAGAUACGCACCUUGCACCCCUACUGGGAGGAACUCAGCCCUGUGGCUGAACUGGUGGUAAAAGUCAGUGACCAUGGCAAGCCCAGCCUCUCUGCAGUGGCCAAGCUCAUUGUCAGGGCUUUGGCUGGGCCCCUGCCCGAGGCUGGCGAGCCGCAAGUGAAUGGCGAGCAGCAUCGGCGACCACACUGGGACUUGUCACUGCCCCUGAUCGUGACCCUGAGCACUGUCUCCAUCAUCUUGCUGGCUGCCAUGAUCACUAUUGCCGUGAAGUGCAAGCGAGAGAACAAGGAGAUCCGCACCUAUAAUUGUCGCAUUGCCGAGUAUAGCCACCCUCAGCUGGGAGGAGGGGGAGGCAGUGGCGGGGGAGGAGGAGGCAGUGGCAGUGGAGGGGGCAAGGGCAAGAAGAAGAAGAUCAGCAAGAAUGACAUUAUGCUGGUGCCCAGUGAGGGCGAGGACAGCCGGGGCCCCCUCAAUGUCAUGAACGUGGUGAGCAGCCCAUCCCUGGCCACCUCACCCAUGUACUUUGACUACCAGACCCGCCUGCCCCUCAGCUCUCCCAGGUCUGAGGUGAUGUACCUGAAGCCCGCCUCCAACAACCUGACUGUACCCCAGGGACAUGUGGGCUGCCACACCAGCUUCACAGGGCAAGGGACUAACGCCAGCGAGGCUCCCCCGAGCCGGAUGUCCAUAAUUCAGACAGACAAUUUUCCCGCAGAGCCCAAUUACAUGGGCAGCAGGCAGCAGUUUGUUCAAAGUAGCUCCACGUUCAAGGAUCCAGAAAGAGCCAGCUUGAGGGACAGCGGGCAUGGGGACAGUGAUCAGGCUGACAGUGACCAAGACACUAACAAAGGCUCCUGCUGUGACAUGUCUGUUAGGGAGGCACUCAAGAUGAAAACUACUUCAACUAAAAGCCAGCCACUUGAACAAGGUUGACUUCACUGAGUCACAGAUUCUGCAUGCCACUUGGGAGGUCUCCAUAAGAGUUAGAGAAAAUGCAAACAACACCAGCAAGUUUUGAGAACUCGACAGAUUUUGCUCUGUGUAUAGGAGAUAAGCAGGACAUUCUUGAUGUAAUUAUUAACCCCUUACAACUGUCACCAGUUGUACUCAUGGGAUAGGAUGAAUAUUCACGAUAUAAUAAGAUUACAAUGUAUGUUAAGCAUUUCCUUUGUAAUGCUUCAUAACAUCUUAUUAAGUUCUCCUCUAUUUGUGAUUCUUUACCUGCUUUCACUCAAGUGUCUCUAAAGCUUCUUGUUAAGAGAAAGCAUUUUAACAGCUGUCCUUAAGCUUUGGGAUGAAUGUAUUAUGGAUAUAGAACUGUCUUCACACCUACAGUCACCUCUUUUCACUUGUUUGUGCAGUGAACACCUCCAGCUUCUUGUCGAUGCACUUGAUUGCAGCAUAAGAGGUUUACAGGGUCAAAGCUAGUCUUGUAUCUUUUGUUCUGUCAUGCAAGUCGUGUCAGCUUUACUCUCAUAAACAUGACUUUUUUGUACUUUUAUAAUUACAGUAUAUCAAUAGCAUAAUUAAAUAUUUUUCUUCCAUUUGUAGGAUGGUAGUUUUCUCUAUAAUAUAUCCAACAAUAUCGUUGUGAAUGACUGCAUGUAUGCACGUAUGUGAAGGUGAUCUGUGUUAUAAAUUGUCAGUGGGAUGGAAUAAAUUGCCUUUGCCUUGUACCUUUGCCCAACUCACCUGCCUCCAGCCCACUGUUCUCUUUUGCCACAAUUUAUUUUACCAUUCCAAACUUACAAAUACUUCACACAAGUGAAAACAACUAAAAAUGAUAAACUGCUAGAUAUUUAUAACUGAAAAUUCACCCUUGCCCCAAAAUUUACCAGGUGAAGUUCACAUCUGUAGCUUUUCUAUAUAUACAAAUGCCACUAUUAUAUGACCCAAUUCAGGAAUGCAUUCAUGCUUGAUUUUAGUCAUGUGUGAUCCCACUGAAAAUGAGGAAAAAUAUUUACUCUUUUUAAAAUCUCAUAAAAGAUGAAAGAUGAAGACAUAUAAUGUGAACAGUUGAACAACAAAUUUGAUGAGUCUUAUGCAGUGAGCACCCAGCAUACCUGAAGAAAUUGAAAGAGGACAUAAAAUAAACAAGAUUUUUUAAAAGAAUUUUGUCUUUUCCUGUUCCAAUCUCUUGAAACUUCCUGUGAUUUUGGUGGAUGGAGAGAGGCUUUAGACAGGCAAAAAAAAUCUUGAAUUUAGGUGUGUUUUAUUCUCCCAGACUAUUACUGUAUUUUAAGAUAAUCACAUGGCACAAGUUAAGAAUUUUAUCUAUAUUACAGAUCCAUUCUCAGAAGACUUUGCAAUCCCCAUUGCAGCCUUUGAUAAUUCAAUUAGUCUCUCAAAAAGUUGGGAGUAGCUGAUAAAUUCACUUUAAUGUUAAGUCAAGUACCCCAGCAGGUUUCUCUUAAUAUGAUCACUUCUUAGGGAGUGUAGCUCCAGAAGUGAUAUCUCCCAAAUGGAACUUUUUACAAGGAAUAUGUGGGACUUUAAAACAGAUUAAAAGAACUCUCUUUACCAACAUACCUUCUCACCAUUAAUAAAGUUACUUCAGAUCAUGGCAGUGAUCUCAUUCACUCAGAUGGUUGUCCAUCUAGUCUAAUUUAAUUUAAUUGGCAACCUUAGCGCCCUCCAUGGAACAGUUUCCAUGAAUAUGAUGAAUGAUCUCAGGAACAGAGAAUGCCAUUAAACAAGCUGAAUUUAACCCUUCACUUUAAACUUUGUCUUUUGGGAUUCCCAAAUCCUAUUGGCAGACACUGAUUGCUCAAUAAUAAGCAGGAGGGGAUUAGCUACAUCUGCAUUGACCGUGUCUUCAGAGGCUGCUAACAAUAACGCCAGCUCUGUUUGUCUACCUCUAGGAAAAGAACAAAGAAUACAUGUUAGAAGCAAAAGAUGAACAAAAGGAUUUAGUGUGGUAAAUAGAUGCAUGUCCCUGUAGAAAUCAGACAGCAAAGCAUAGAGAGGAAAAAAAAAUCCAAAUAAGAAAAUGUUGCUUUUGUAACUAUUGUAAUGUAACUAUUGAAACUGUAUUGAAAAUGUAACUAUUUACAACCAGUUGGCCUUAAUAGGCAGAUUUUCAUUGACCUUCUGUACAGGAUUACAUUUUUGCUAGAAGGAAGACUUGAAUUUUAGAUGUAGUCAUCCAUGUCAUCAAAGAUGCAUGUUGUCAUCAUAGUUACAGCAAGUUAACUGUGACACUGAAAGCAUGUAGAAAUGCUGUAUUUUCCUCUCCAAAGGUAGAAAAUAAAAAAUCAACAGAAAUAUAUGUAUCCCUCUCUGUGUGAAAUGCUUUAUACUCUAUUUUUACUCCACUUGGAUUUCCCGUUUUAAAUUAAAUAGGUUAUAAUAUUCAUGGAUGGCAUUUGGUGAUUGUUUUAUAAACAGAGAAAAAUUUUAAAAUACAUUAUUUUAGAUUUGAUUUUUUUUUCAAAGAAAGAGACUGACUGCAAAUAAAUGCAAACAAAUUAAUUUCUGAUGAACUAGUUCUUUGAAACUUUAAGGAAGAUGUUUUAUGUAGACAUAGAUUUAAUAUGUCAUCUCUUCUGUUUUCUACCUUACUUCUGUUUUCUAACUCUGAAGAUUAGAGACUUACAUAAUCACUGUUUUUCUAUACAGGCUGGUUAUCCUAGUAAGGAAUCGUCCCUUAUUUCUACUUACUAAUUUUAUUUUUUUAAUGUAAUUUUUGUUAUUAUUAUUUUCCCUUUAGUAUAUCCUUAGAUUUUCUCUACCCAAAAGACACUCUAAAGCUGAUAAUAUAUAUCCAGGGAUAUUUUGUGGAGAUUAGCAUUACUGUUCUGCUCCAAAAUAUUCCUUUGAAGUUACACAGAUGCAAUGAACUGCGUCCGAAAAUGUUGGAGGCAGAUUAGAACAUCCAGCCGCAACUGAAUUUACUUGAAUAUGGUGUAGGCCGGUAGGGCCCUGUGUCUGAAUGUAGCUCUGGUGAUAUAUCACAGGAACAUUUUAUAAUGCAGAUGCACUCUGCAGGAUUGCCAUCACUAGUUUUUCACCUGAUUAUGUUUUAAAGAAAUUAAUUGCUAAAUAUGUGUGUCAGCUUUUUGCAGAAUUCUGGCUGAUAUUUUAUGAAGACAGUUGUUGACAAUAUGCAGAUCCUUGUUUAUCACCCCUGCCUAGCUCUCUUAGAAAUACCAUCAUUGAAACAAAUAGCACUUGCUAAAACAAACUGAAAAUUUAUUUACAGAAGGAAUAUUUGGGUUGAUGUGUGAAAGCCGUAGACUUAAUGAAUGGAAGAUCUCAGUCCUACUGAACUUUUAAAAUAAGAAUUUUGAGCUCAAAAUUGUUUCCAAUAAUGGAAUUGUUGAUUAGUAGGAAUCCCAAAUAGGCUGCUCUAUUCCAAUAAAAAAUAAAAUAUUUUGUUCUUGGAAAAGAUAGAAGUAUAAUACUAUGAUUUGCUUUUGGGAAUUUCAAAUAACGUAACAUCUGACUCCAAAAGCCAAGGCUAGCAGUUCUGUAAUCUCAGGACAGGCAGGCAGGCAGGCAGGCAGGUAUGCAAAAUCUGUUAAAUAAGUAUGGGCUAUGAUUCACAAAGAUUCCUUUCUGUCAAUUUCGUAGUUAAGCAAAAAUUAAAUCUAUACUUUGGUACCAUUUUCAGAAAAUCUGUAAGUUUGAACUGGUGUUAAAAGGGAAGACUGGACUUCAGCAUCUUUGUAAGUGCCCGCUGCUUCUUCUACUGAGUUUAGCAUUCAGCUGGACCUGCAAACCAACAGAACCUGUGCUGCAAAAGCAAGGUACUGUUCAAGGUUAGAAGAGUGUCUCUUGGAGAGAAAGGCUUUGGCUCCCGUCUGCCUCUGUAUCUAAAUUCCAGGAGGAGUUAGGAUGAUAUCUUGAACAUACCUCAUGGGACAGCUUGUUCUGUACACAAAGUAUAGCUGAUCAGAUGGUCUUCAUAUAUCUUGCUAGAUUCUUGGAAAUAAAAUAAAAAUCAAAGCUUCUUCAUACUGUGCCAGAUAUCUUGCCUGUGUAAAGAUGGCAGCACCUCUACAUCAGCAAAGCCACUCUCUUCUAGGGUUCUGACAAGAACUCGGUUGGAACCAGACCUGCAGCCUCAAGGAGGCAGCUGAUCAGCUAUAAUUUGCCUCAGUGAAGAGCAGCAGAUCCCAGUGUGUUCCUUCAGGCAUUCAAAAUGCAGCACUUUGACAAAAAAUUUAAUCAUAAAAAAGAGAGAGAGAAAAAAAUAGUAGUAGCUUGGUAUCAGCACAGUAGCACAGUAUUAGAGGAGAAAGAAAGUUACUUCACUUUUGCAGGGAAAUAAUUCAGUGGAAAAGCAUCAUGAAUCUUGAUUUGACUAGAUGAUGAAUGAAUAUUAUGUGGAAAUCCCAGAGAUAGAUAGUACAUAUGUGUUAUCACUGAGAUACUACUUUGCAAAGGGAAUUUUUUCCUACCAAAUAGGUAGGAAUAUUAGGAGCACAGUGUGGAAAAGGGGAUUCACAAUGCUGAGUUAGACAUCUAAAUUCUAUCCCUUGAACUGGGGAAAACUGGGCCCUUAGAAUCAGGAAAGAUAAUCUGCUGUGUGCCGAAAAGCUUCAACCAGCUAAUAGGAAAAGCCAGAAUGAUGGGUAUGUCUCUAACACUAAAUAGAUAACUUCACAACGUUAAAUCCCUGCAUAUUAAGUGAAGAUAGGUAGGCCCAUCUGGGAGAUGUUUUAGAUCUGGAGCCUACCAUAGGCAUUCUGAAUGGCUCUUUGAAGCCAUCUUUCACUGUCGUCUAUGAAGAUAGAAUAAGAAUUCAAGACUAAUUUUAAUCACUAGAAAUUAGAUGAUGUGGCUAUCUCUGUUUCUUGAAUGAGAUUAGUCUCUCUCUUAUAGCUGCUGUUAAGCAUCUGACGAAACUAAUAUUCAGAGUCUGAGUCCACUUCCUGUGUGUUUCUUUUUAAUCUCUUGAUUGACAAGAACUCUCCCAGAAUUCCCUAACUGCUAGAUUAGGUUAAAGCUCCCUCUUGCUUGUUUCCCUGUUGCACGAUAGUAAAGCUCAAACAAAAGGGGUGAAAAACUAUAGCAGAGGCUCUCAGCAAGCUUGUCUUCCCUGCUCACCAGGAGUCAGUGUACGCAGUAGGAGCUGCAGGUUUGACCAAGUCUCCUAAAGAAUCUAUAGUUCAAUUCUUCAACUUCAAGGGUAUCUUUCUGUAAUGUGCACACCAACGCUAUUCACAAUAAUAAUUUAAACUGAACUUAAGGUAAACUGAGCAAGUUAGAUGUGCCUGCUCAGGUUUAGAAAUCAGGCUCUUCAGAGAUGCUUUUUUCUUUUUUUCCUGAAUCUCAAAAAAACUGAAGCAGGUACAGUUGCCUGGGUAGGACGAUGCUUUAUAGCCUUGUUCAUAAAAAGAAAUCUUAGUGAAAGAAACACCUUGAGCAUAUUUCAUUUUUUUCUGUUGUGAGAGAUGUCAGAUGUCAAAUUCACAGCAGCUUUUUUAGGUGUGUCAUCAUCACUCCCCACCCCCUGAAGAACCCACUUGUGUACAUUUUCCCAAUUAGAGGCAUUUUUUACUUUGCUGGUUUUUUUUUUUUAAUGAGAGCAUUGACACAAAUGUUAAAAUAAUUUCAAACGACCUUCAAUUUUUUUUCUCAUAGCAUUAGUUCUAUGCAACUACCUCUAUCUUUUAAUGAAUCAUUCUUCUGUAUAUAACCAAAUAGCAGGAUUUGCCAUGAUCUUUGAUAUUUUCAAAAUAUUUGAAAUCUCAGAUCAAGCACUUUGCCUGAGUCUUGAUUUCACGGACAACAGUGAGCUGAAUAGUACACUAACAUGUAAAGUUCCCCCUCAUAUCACCUAAAAACAUUUAUGACAUCUCUUCAGAAUUGAUCCUGCUUUGCCUGGCAAAUAAUUAGGUCCUCUGAAGUCUGAUGUGGGUAAAAGAGGGAGGAGCAACAAUUGAGGGGGGAAAGAAAAGAAAGAGAGAAGAAAUGGGAAACAUAGUUCUAUAUAAAACAUUUCUAGAGAAAACAGCUCUGUCUGAUUAAGAGACUGUACGAAAUGCCAAAUGUCAUGCUAAGAAAAGAGCACAAUUUCUAUUUAAAGAUAUUCAGAAGACAGAAGUAAAAUAUUUUGCUGAUAGCCAUAGUGCAGAGCUCUUUGCAAAUCUUGCCAAUAAUGCAAAAAUAAUUCUACAAAAUCACAUACAUCCUUUUAAUUUAUUUCUUUUGUAUUAACAACCCAGGUUAGAGUUCUUUAUAUAGUAAAACUAGGGACAAUUAAGUCUGUUUAACACAGAGAUAGAUGCCAGAUGUAUGCAUGUAGCAGUUACAGUGGAAGCAUAUGCAUAGUAUCAACUCUGCAAAUACUUGGGCUCCCUAGGCACUCAACAGUUUUGAAGCUAAGGGAGGGAAUGUUUUUAUGUUAUAACAUUUUCCCUUGGUGGUAGCAAAUUAGCUGCCUUGUAUCCAUCUUCAGCUGGAACUGCAGAGUCACUUGAGAGCUUACAAAUAAGUUGAGCGCUCUGCUAAACUGCUUGUUAGAUACCUGAGAAGUAUGAUACAUACCGUAUGCGUGCAGUAACAGGUAGAUUAAAGGAAAAAAAUGUUUGUUUUUUUUUAUUUUUUUCCCCCACAAGAACAAAUUUUUCCUACCUUAAUUCCUUACAGAAUUUGUGCAAGGUCAGACUGAGCCUUGCUUUCAUGUAUGGUGCUCUGCACACAGGUUUUGUCUCCUUGAGAAUUAAAGAAACUCUGUUUCUCAAAAAAUUCCCAAACAAAUACCCCCCCCCCCCAAAAAAAAAAAAAACAAAAAAACAAAAAAACAAAGCAAAGCUACCUUUUAUUAGAAAACUCAGGGGCUGUUUCUGAAAGAAAAGAUGAAAUAGCUAUCGGGGCCCAGUUUUCUCUGCUUCCCAUUACCUGUUAUACUAAGGAUCAAGCCAAAAAUAUCUGUAGACAUCUCGUCCCUUUCUUUCCUUUAGAACAAAAGGGCUAGGAGGAGGGGACACCCAUUAAUAUCAAAAUCAAGGAAAUCACAGUGGAAAAUAUACAUGGAACUAUAAAUUAAGUAAAUAUCAUCAGUGAUGAGUUCCAAUAAAUCAAAAGGUCUCUGAGUACCCCAAGAAAGUCUAUCAUGUCUGACUCUAUAAUAUCUUUUGCAACAUUUCAUAGCAUGUCUGCCCCAUUUCUAGUAUUGUAGUAUCUUCACCAUCAUUUCUUCAUUUCAUUUUCUUAAAGGACAGACACUAACCAACAUAUUCUGAAGUUCCUUCCGUAGAUAAAAAUUAGCAGCUGUAACUUCUACUUGCUUUGUCAGAGCACUGUUUAACUUACCUAGUGCCUUGUAUAGCAUUCAGGUAAAUAAACUGAGGGCACAGUGAAGAGAAAUUGCACUGACUGCAUCUCAUUUUUUGGUGAUAUUUCUAGCUUGUGCUUAAGUCCAUGUCCAGGACUAUAGGAGUUCUUAAAGGAACAUGAUUCAGGUGAUGGGUUGCUAGACACCAGAAAAGUAGCUUCUAACAGGAAAUAGGCUUAAAAAGUGAAACCAUUAGUGAAAGCAAAGGCUACAUAAUAGUGCCAUCUGAAAUACACCCUGAAAUACUUAGUUUCCUGAAAGGUAUGUUUUGUCUUGUCACAGUGCUCAGACAUCAGUACAACAGAUUAAGCUGUAACAAAUGGAAGGAUGACUGACAAAAAGGUGACUCUCAGUUGAACAGCUCAGCUGCUGCUGCAAAAAAGAGUAACUAGCAAAUGAGAUUUUCUGUAGUAGUGUUGUUAAGACCUAUAGUCUCAUAAUUAUGAUCCUGAAAAUAUAAGAAAGCAAUGUGGAACUCAAGGUUCUCAAUGAAGUAUCUGGGAAAAUGAAGACAUGAAUACUCUGAGAUCAUCUUCAGUAGGUAUCUUUCAGAGAUUCAUUUACAGUUCAUACAGAACCUGAAAAUUUAUCAACUCAGUUUACAAGUACAGUUCUCUUUACCAAACUACUUAUACUUGCAGCAUUAGAUUCCAAGUGGCAUCCUUAAUUUUUCUUUCUGAUUGAUCUAAUUGGAGCAGCAUCCAGGCAGAAAGUGAAGUAGCAUUAUGAAACUCAAAUUACUGAAAGAAUGUAGGUGCUUCAUAAAUUGACUUAUGGGGAAUUCCACCCUAGAAAUCUAUUUUGAAGGUAGUAAUAAAACAUAAUACCAGCAAUCUGCUAAAUAGUCUAGGAGACCAUCUAGUCAAACGAUAAUAUGCAAUAAUAUGAAUAUGCUACUUAUCAUGGCAUAGGUGAGAUUCCAAAAGAAAUUGUUAAAUCAUUUUUUUCCCUUUUCCCAUAAAUAUAUUUUUAUAUCUAUUUGUCCAAUUGAGGAUUCCUUAAGAUGCCUGGACCACUGUAUAGCCAGCAUUUUUCUGAGAGCAGAAUCAUGAAAAGCACUUUUCCAUUUAUUCUGUCAGAUGCUUUCUACCUCCCAUGAAGUCCAAAGUGUAUGACCCUUGUGCAACAUCAGCCUUUUGAAGCAGAGAAUGAUACUCAGUGGGCUUUUCCAUCUAUCAGUGUAAAACAGACAUGGUCUCAUUAUGUCUGGUAAAAGAGAUUUUAAAUGUAAAUCCAGGCAUGCUGGCAGGAGUGUGAGGGAAGCAAUACUCUCACCAAAGUAGCCAAAUUUAGGAUGGUUCAGUUUCCGUACUGCCUUUGCUCUUUUAUGUGAGACUUUAUAAAGGAAAACUCAUAGAGUUUAAAAAGCUUUAAUGCAUUGAUUCUGUAUCAGACAAAAUCAUGCUCUGACACAGAACUCCAUAUAUUUCCAUUCAAGAUAGUUAGGAUAUAAGCAGAGCCAUCGAAAGGAUAUAGAAACAAAUUUCUUCAGAAACCUAUUGUGUUUCUCUCGGUGGCACCCUCAUCAGUCAACAUCUGUAAACAGGUUGUCAUCUCCAAAUUUGAGAGAAGCUUACAAAGCAAAAAGCUUAGUGCCUUCUAAUUAAAGACUUGUAUACUGAGAUAAUUGAUAGCCAGUGAAGAGGACUCAGUGGUAUAACAUAUAGCUAAUCAUCGGUGGUUUGAUGGUGUGACAGAUGGGGAUAGCUUUAAAUUAUGGACCUUUUUAACGUUGGUAUUUUCAGGAAAUGCCAAUAGCCUGAUUAUAUUCUCAUUAAUGUUGUCUUUCCUUCUCAUUCAUUGCUUUUGUUUGUCAUAAUCACUUGUUACCUCUUGCCUGUAACUGUGCAAUCUAUUAUCGGUUGUAUAGGACGCAGCACAAUGGGCCUGGUUCCUGACUGAAUUCCUAAACUUUGCCACAGUGCAAAAUACAGCGCUUGUAUUUACUAAAUAUUGCACAUUAGAUAUGGAAAUUACUGCUAUUACAAUUAUGAUGAGCUCACAAUGAAGUAAGUUAGCAGAAAAGAGCAUGAAUACCAUGCAAUAUCUGCAAAUGAUUACACAAAUUUGGUUAAGUUUCAGAUUAACAGUUAUUCCAUUUUUACAGGCCAGUCCUGAAACAAUCCCUCUGUAAAAUCUGUGGAACUGCCUUGACCAAGAAUAGGAGAAUACGCUGCAUUAAAAAUGUCCUUUUUAACAGAUCUGCAAAUGUGUUUUCUUCCAUUAACUUUUGCAGUUUUGUUUCUCUUCUUUUCCAGGAAACAGUUCUUGGGCUCUACAACAAGGAUUUACUGUUUAAAACUAAGAAUUUGUCAGAUAAGCCACUAAAGUUUUUCUGUGAAAGUUUCUCAACUGAGUGCAGAGCCGGCACAGCUAGAUCCUACACCUUGCUCCCCGCAGCCCUGGGCUAGGAAGUUUUUAGGAUGGACAAGGCAGAGGCCAUAAUGUCUUUUCACAGCUGUCCUAUAGUCCUUUGGCAGCCGUAACACAACUGGCCCAAAUGAUAGCAGGUCCCAGCCUUUCCGUAGUCUGACUCGCAGGCAGACUUUGGAAGCCAAAUCUGGGUGUUCGUUCCCAACACCUUCUCUUUCUCCUCUACUGGGAAGGAAGCGGGACAUGCUUUCUGGUACUUGGACCAACACUCUUGUCCCUCACUGCUCACAGUGGCCACAGCCUGAUAGGAAAGCAGGUAAUGAAGCCAGAAUUGGGUAACGAACCCAGAGUUUUGCUCUCCUCUCCAUUCUUCUGUGCGAUUUUGCUAGGCGGCUGCAGUGGAAAAGGACCAGCAUCUUCUGAGGCAGCUCACCUUGCGCCAUGGCUCUGCCUGGGGCUGUCUGAGAAGCAGUGUCCUUUCCCUCCUGCAUCUCCAUGCAUGGGUCAAAGAACACAUUUUUCAGUUCACAGCCAAAUAUAAACUUGUGUGUUUAUACAGUCACCUUUGGGAGUGAAAAUUUCAUAGGGAAAAAUUUCAAGGGCCACGACUGUGUCUAGACCACAGAUAGAAAAGUUUUUUUUUUUUUUUUUUGUCCUGCUGGGGAAGUUUUGACAUUGCUGGGAAUUUCAGAAGCAGAGCCUAUCCCCGUCUGUGACUCACAGGUCUGAUUUUC